Messenger RNA from Oncorhynchus nerka (sockeye salmon), 2593 nucleotides. Its product is annotated as ATP-dependent (S)-NAD(P)H-hydrate dehydratase-like. Bases 932 to 2353 code for a protein of 473 amino acids. Gene Ontology annotation, molecular function: ATP-dependent NAD(P)H-hydrate dehydratase activity. Gene Ontology annotation, biological process: metabolite repair. NCBI's taxonomy places the organism in Eukaryota, Metazoa, Chordata, Actinopteri, Salmoniformes, Salmonidae. The transcript is spliced from 10 exons. The record is from RefSeq and is a predicted model, not a curated record.
AAAGAGCAGAGGCUCUGAGCUGUCCGAUCAGGUCCAUUGUCUACUUACUCGAAGUCCUUUAUCUAGCUUUAUGCUCCUAUCAACACACUUCCUGUUUUUGUUUGGAUCUUUUAGCGCCUCUCAUCCCAGUGAAGCGUCUAUCUAUCCUAUUUUCAGCAGUAACUCACAAUUCGUGUCUAAGUAAGAACUGUCAGUGUGUGCGUGCCGCCUCCCAUUACACGGUUUACCUACGGCCUCUAAUAGGCUCGCAAGAGCAUGACCGAAUCAUGCAAACAUGGAACUUGGAUAUUUGGUUGUUUUUUGCCUCUACUGUUGAUUGCUGUAACCUAUAUGAACGAUGAAGUUAAAGAGGAAACAAAAAAUACUGUACUGCUUUUUAAAAUGAUGUCGCUGUCACUUUUUAUACACCACAAUCCCUGAAGCGUCCUAUUUCCUUUAGGACCCAGUGGAGCUCUGUGAGCUAAUCCCUGUGAUGUAGUACACAUGCUGUCCCUGGCCGUUGUUUUAGGUCAGUGCUAUUCGGAAUCCUUGGGACGUCCCUACCUUAAACCCUAAUUUAACCAUUUUGCAUUUCAACUUCAAAGGGGGUAGUGACGUCCCAAGGAUUCCGGAUAUCAAUGACCGUUUAUGUUGCGGUACUCGAGUGUAUGGUGGGGGCCCAUAAUCAGUUUUGCAGACACUAAUCUCCAUUGUAUGAAAGUGCAUUGUCUGAAAAACAACAUCUGGCUGCUGAAUGUGCACCAUCCAUGUCCAGGUAAAAUGUUACCUAGCCUUUCUUAAUCAGGCUCUGAAUGUCGAGGUUUGAUACAGGUUCCUGCUGCUAGCUAGCUAGUCUUGUUCACCAGCUGACUUGGUAACAUUUAUUGGUGUUCUGACCGUACUGCUUGCUUUAAAAGAAAUUACGCAUCAGUUGUUCUCGCACCUGAUAAUUAUGCUCGCCAAUUCAACACGGGGCUUUCUCUGGUCGGAUGUCGAAACCAGAACCUUGCUGAAUAUCUGGGGGGAGCGGGACAUCCAGACGGCGUUGGGCGGAAACUUCCGAAACAGUCAUGUCUACCGCGACGUCGCCAGAAGGUUGGGAAUUAUGGGGUUCGAAAGAACCCCAGAGCAGUGUAGGGUGCGAAUCAAAAGCCUGAAAAGGCAGUUUAUCCUGGCCAAGGAGGGCAACCUGAGGAACAACGGCCAAUACCACAAAAUCUGCAAGUUCUACGAUGCCAUGGAGACGAUACUAAGCUGCCGUCCCCAGAUUGACCCCCAGGAGUUGUUAGACAGUGGGGCCGUGGGGGAUGAGACCGAGGAGGAAGUGGGCACAGACCCUCCACAGGACCCAUACUUGGAGAGCACAGGGGAAAGCUCCUACCCAGAAACCCAAGUGAAGCUCGAAUACCCUCCCAUCCCUGUGACAGUGGGAAAUAUCCUCGAGCGCUCCUUCUCCCUUGGGACAGCAGCACGCCGAGGAAUGGAUGAUAUCCUUCCACUGGUGAAGAAUAUAGUCCCUCAGCUGACGUCUAAAAAGCACAAAGGCCAAGAUGGGCGGAUUGCGAUUAUUGGGGGAUGUCAGGAGUAUACAGGAGCUCCGUACUUUGCUGCUAUCUCUGCAUUGAAAGUGGGGGCCGACGUGUCACACGUAUUCUGCGCUAAAGCUGCAGCGACGGUGAUCAAAUCCUACAGUCCGGAGCUCAUAGUUCAUCCUGUGCUGGACAGCCCCAAUGCAGUGGAGGAGAUAGAGAAAUGGCUCCCCAGACUUCACUGCCUGGUGGUGGGCCCGGGGCUGGGCAGAGACGAAAUGCUGCUGAAAACCGCCAAGGAAGUAAUUGAGAAGUCCAAAGCAAGAGAUAUCCCUAUAGUUAUUGAUGCAGACGGGCUGUGGCUGGUUGCUCAGCAACCAUCAGUCAUCCAAGGGUACAAGAAGGGCAUCCUCACUCCCAACUACAUGGAAUUCACCCAUUUGUAUGAGGCUAUGCACCAUGAGCCUCUGGAUAGCAGUGACCAUCAGAGGAGUGCCAUGGAGCUCAGUGUUGCCAUGGGCAACCUGACUGUGGUGCUUAAGGGGGAGGACGACCUUAUCACUGACGGCAACAAGGUGAUCUUGUGCAGACAGGAGGGCAGCGGGUGUAGGUGUGGGGGACAAGGUGACCUCCUAUCUGGCUCUCUGGGAGUGCUGGCACACUGGGCAUACACCUCAGCAGACAUGACCAAAAGUGUGAACCCGUCAGUGGUGGCAGCGUUCGGGGCCUGUUCUCUGACCAGACAGUGUAACAGACAGGCCUUUCACAAACAUUGGCGAGCCACCACCACCACAGACAUGAUCCAGGAGAUCAGCUCCGCCUUCCUAAAACUAUUUGAGAGCUGAGAACGGUCUACAGGGGUCCAAGAUACUCACAUACGUACUGUACAUACACCUACAUACAUGCAUACAUACUGUACAUAGACAUAACGACACACUCUUCCAUGGGAAUCCUGAGAAUCCAUUCUCUAUCUUUACUGUCAUCCAGAAUAGAAUCUUAGUGACAGUAUGGCACCGGUGUGGUCUCCUGUUUUUGUCAUAAACAUCUUUUACAUUGUAAAUAUUAAAAUGUUGUUUGAAAGUUAA